Messenger RNA from Ostrea edulis (European flat oyster), 1425 nucleotides. Its product is annotated as collagen alpha-2(IV) chain-like. The coding region runs from base 1 to 1326 and encodes 441 amino acids. NCBI's taxonomy places the organism in Eukaryota, Metazoa, Mollusca, Bivalvia, Ostreida, Ostreidae. The transcript is spliced from 4 exons. The record is from RefSeq and is a predicted model, not a curated record.
AUGAUGAAGAUUAGUAUUGGAUGGAUUUUGCUGUGUUUAGUUGGUGUGGCACUGGGCCAGGGCAACACUGGCACUGGUUUGGACUUAUUUUCGUUUCCUACCCAAAAUUUCGGUAGCAGUCAAACUCAGAACACGGAUUCCGGACUGAAUUCGGGAUUACAGCCAGUAAAUACGGGACUGUCAACUUCUACAACCAAUACAGCUGGAUUACCGACCGGAUCUAUUCAGUCUGGAUCGUCUGUUGGAACUAGAACUGGAUCAAUGCAACCAGGAUUUUCGACAAUAGGCAGCACAGCAUCCGUGCAAAAUACUGGUAUUCCAUCCCAAACCACAUCCCUGGGUCAAGGGCAGACAGGACUUUCCAUUGGGAGGCAGGGCGGAGUUAAUGGCUUUCCACCCAAUCAGGGCAUUCCUGGCCCCCUUAACCAAGGAUUUUCGCCUCAGUUUGGUGCUGGGCCACAGGGACGCUUUCCUGGACAAACCAAUCUAAUGGGACAACCAGGCUUCAAUAGACCACUUGGGUUUAAUGGACAACCUGGACUUAAUGGACAACCUGGGUUUAAUGGGCAACCUGGACUCAAUGGACAACCUGGGUUUAAUGGGCAACCUGGACUCAAUGGACAACCUGGGUUUAAUGGGCAACCUGGACUCAAUGGACAACUUGGGUUUAAUGGGCAGCCAGGACUUAAUGGACAACCAGGACUUAAUGGACAACCUGGGUUUAAUGGGCAGCCUGGUCAACCAUUUAAUGGAUUUAACGGACAGCCAAGGUUCAACGGACAAGCUGGAUUCAAUGGUCCUUUAAACUUUAAUGGACAACCCAACAUGCCAGGAUUUAAUGGACAGCCUGGAUUUCCUCAACCAGGCUUCAAUGCAGGUCAAGGCGGGUUUAAUGGUGGUCCUCCGGGUUUCGGACAACCGGGUUUCAAUGCUGGACAGCCGGGAUUUACUGGUGGGCAACCUGGAAUGCCUGGUCAACAGGGAUUUCCUGGACAACCUGGGGGAUUUCCUGGUCAGUUCCAGCCCUCUCUAGUCCCUGGCGGUCAGACAAACCAGGCCCAGUGCCAUCAGACGGAUUGCCCGGCUGGUCAGCAGUGUGCCUUUUCUCCAAUGGGUUCCUCCCAAGUACAGUACAUGUGCCCUAAAUGGAUCCCUAUGCUAAGAUGCCAAUGUGUUGCAGGUUGUCGGUCACAGAACACAUUCAUUCCCUUCGGACAGUCUCGGCAGGUUGACCAGUGUGGCAAUGUGUGCACGUGUAACAAUAGCCAAUCAGGAGAGGCGGCCUGUACUAUGAGAGCUUGUCCGGACCUAACUGGGAAGAAAUAAAGCAAAAGAGACGUCAAAAACUAGUCCUUUAUCUUCUCCAAAACUUUAUUUAUGUGAUUGUUUUGUACUAUAUAUUUUAUAAUAAAUAUACAUUUUUUA